Messenger RNA from Pungitius pungitius (ninespine stickleback), 2749 nucleotides. RefSeq names its product adenosine receptor A1. Gene Ontology annotation, molecular function: G protein-coupled adenosine receptor activity. Gene Ontology annotation, biological process: G protein-coupled adenosine receptor signaling pathway. Lineage: Eukaryota; Metazoa; Chordata; Actinopteri; Perciformes; Gasterosteidae. The record is from RefSeq and is a predicted model, not a curated record. Bases 1407 to 2402 code for a protein of 331 amino acids. Gene Ontology annotation, cellular component: dendrite; plasma membrane; synapse. The transcript has 2 exons.
AGCACUCGUUCUGAACGAUUAGACACAAAGUGCAAUGAAUAAAUGGCUGUAAUAACAAUUUAAGUGCAGCAAACAGUUGUUGAGAGCUACACAAAUGUAUUAGAUGAGGCAUUAUUUAUGGCAUUUACAGCUUUUGCAUCUUCAGACUAGGAGUGAUAAUGGAUGCCAUGAAGCUAAUGAAUGCAGAGGCCAGAUAAAACUGAGUCAUUACCAGUUCAUGCCUCGAGAUCUUACAGUAAAAACAAGAUCCUGAGUCAACCCUUUCCUUUCUGAAAAAAGGUCAGACCAUAACAGACUGAGUAUAUUUACUGGCAGACAUUAAAUGUGCCUCCCUAAGCAACUAAAGACCAUCUAAUUGAUUGCCUGCUCAGUGAUACCUGCUGCCAAACUCUUUUCCUUCUCUGACAGAAUAUUACAUUACGAUUCCUACGUGCAUUUUAAUCUGCAGUGUCUAAGCCAUAAAAAGGUUGGAGAGGAAAACACGCAUCAUGGAAAUGAAAUGCCGUCGCUGUGGCUCUGAAACAUUUAUCAAAGAAGCACUGAAUGUUGCCAUUGAAAUAGCAUCACAACAGAAGCAUCUCUUUGCAGGUCUUUGCAUGAUAUUUUACAUGUAGUACAUAGUGUUUUGUGGAAAAAAACACUAUGUACUAUGAGGUUUUGUCCCUCCACCCGGCGUAGUUUCUAGAAUUUUAUUUUCAUUUUAUUUAAAUUUCCAUACCAACCUUGUAUUUCCAGUUAAGUUAAACGCAUGCAUCCCGUGAGCUUGGUUCUUGAACCAAUCAACGCAAUCACAUUUGCACACGAUGUAAUAUCGACUCUUUUUCUUCCAGCAUAUCUUUUUUGGCAUUGAACUUUCAUCUGGAACUUGCAAGCUAUUACCAAUAAAGAUGCAAUGAGAUCAAAUCUUCUCUAGUGCAUAUCAAUAUUUCAUCAUCAACACGGGAAUCAAAAUACAUCUGGUGGUACAUUGUGUGGAGCCCACAGCUGCUCUCAGAAACCACACACACCGCACACACCCUCAUACAACACACUCCAUGUGGGAAAACCUACUGCUGCAGGGUACUGCAGGAAGUAAAGCCCCUCCCCUCAAUUUUAUGGACGGUUUUUUACAGAUUAGUAAAAGAGAGAGAGAGAGACGGGAGGAGACGUGAUGCACUGGAAUCCAGUUUCGCACAAAGCUUGAACAACAUGCUGAGGAUUAAUUGUCCAACAUCCUGUCAGGAGCACAAGGGACACGCAUUGUGUACAUGGCACAAGGAGAAAAAGUACUUCCAGCUCUAAAACAUUCCAAAUGGAUGAUGUUUUUGCUGAAACAACACCCAGAAGUGGAGGCAGGAAGGUUUAACGACACAUUUUGAUUCUUCCUCUUUGUAACCGGAGCAAAAGGUAAGCUGUGAACGGUGACGAUGUCGUCCUCCCCUGGCAUCGAGCGCUGGAAGCACGUGAACGUCAUGUACAUCUCCGUGGAGACGGCCAUAGCCCUGGCCUCCGUAGUGGGCAACGUGCUGGUGGUGCUGGCGGUGUGCGUGAACCGAGCUCUGCGCAACACCACCUUCUGCUUCAUUGUGUCUCUGGCCGUGGCUGAUAUCGCCGUGGGGGUUCUGGUCAUCCCCCUGGCCAUCGUCCUCAGUCUGGAAUUUAAAACUCAGUUCCACACCUGCCUCUUCCUGUCCUGCCUGCUGCUCAUCAUCACCCAGAGCUCCAUCCUUUCCCUGCUGGCUAUCGCCAUCGACCGAUACCUUCGUGUCAAGAUCCCCACCAGGUACAGCACCGUGGUGACCCAGAGGAGGGCAUGCGUGGCCGUUUGUCUGUGUUGGAUCCUCUCCUUCCUCACCGGAUUGGUUCCAAUGAUUGGAUGGAAUAAACUCCAUGAAACUCAGGGAAGCCUCGGCAAUUCCAGCCACAUCGCCUGCAAGUUCACCGCGGUCAUGAGGAUGGACUACAUGGUGUACUUCAACUUCUUCGGCUGGGUGGUGGUGCCGCUGUCUGCCAUGAUCGCCCUGUACGCCGAGAUCUUCAGGGUGAUCCGCCGGCAGCUCAACCGGCGCGCCGAGGCCACGUGUGACGGAGAGAGGUACUACCGGAAGGAGCUGAAGCUGGCCAAGUCUCUGGCGCUGGUGGUGUUUCUCUUUGCCGUGUGCUGGCUGCCGAUACACAUCAUGAACUGCGUUGACUUCUUCUGCCCGGAGUGCACCGUGGACAGUUCCGCCCUGUUCGCCGGCAUCUUCAUGUCCCACGUGAACUCUGCCCUCAACCCCAUGGUUUACGCCUUCAGGAUAAAGCCGUUCCGUGUCACGCUGAUCGCGAUCGGCAACCGCUGCGUGAUGUGCAAGCCCAAGGAGGCCACCCUGUGUCCCGCCAGCAUCCAGGCCCAGACAGAGAAGGAGGCUAUAGACCCGUAAAGUGGCUCGCAGCGAAGCGGCGUGUCUGGAUCCCUAAUGUCUCCCAGAAAGACAUUCAUGAAACGUGUAAGGGCCCUGCCUAGAAUGCAAAGUCAUAAUAAAGUCACUAAAACUAAUGGAAUUGAAAUCAGAGGAUGCCAGCAUCUCUUCAACUAGUCUUUGGGAUAUUUCAAUAGCCGUGGCAGACAUUUGAGUAAAAAUGUCAUUGAGCUUUAUGCUGAGGGGAUUUAUUCAGACUCUCGAGCUGAAGCUUCUGCUGCAUCCUCGUUCUCGUUCUGCUGUGUCAUCACUUUCACUUCUGCAUGAUUUCCGUCCGUGUAACAACACUACCACCUACAGAUCCUAAA